GUAACACAUGCGUACCGAUUGUUACUCAGCACCCGACGAGGGACUAUGUUAUGGCCACUUUCCCCGAUACUUUUGUAACACAACUUCCCACAAGUGCGAGCCAUUCAUAUACGGCGGGUGCGAUGACAAUGAUAACCGUUUUAAUACGACAGCCCUGUGUGUAAAAUCGUGUGGAGACCCAGAUGCUAUUCAUAGCGACAAUCAUAGCAUUGAUUAUCGUAUUGUUUGCUACUGGAACUCAAAGUCCUACUACUGGGCUAGCAAGGGACAGCAUUGA
This is a messenger RNA of Oppiella nova, 277 nucleotides long. The record is from the annotation of a GenBank genome assembly. Lineage: Eukaryota; Metazoa; Arthropoda; Arachnida; Sarcoptiformes; Oppiidae.